Molecule: messenger RNA, 2460 nt
Organism: Akanthomyces muscarius
Lineage: Eukaryota; Fungi; Ascomycota; Sordariomycetes; Hypocreales; Cordycipitaceae
Exons: 2
Coding region: 1-2460 (819 amino acids)
Biological process (GO): N-terminal peptidyl-methionine acetylation
Cellular component (GO): NatA complex; cytoplasm
Molecular function (GO): protein binding; protein-N-terminal amino-acid acetyltransferase activity
Source: RefSeq, a predicted model, not a curated record
AUGCCGCAGCAGCUCGCGGCCAAGGAGGCUGCCCAAUUUCGGCAAGUCCUCCGCAGCUAUGAGGAAAAGCAGUACAAGCGCGGCAUCAAAACGGCGGAUCUCAUCUUGAAAAAAGUGCCCAAGCAUGGAGAGACCAUGGCCAUGAAAGCCCUGAUCCUCAAUGGCCAAGGGAAGACGGAGGAAGCGUUUGCCCUAGGUAAAGAAGCCCUCCACGCCGACAUGAAGUCUCACAUUUGCUGGCACGUGUACGGUAUCCUCUACCGGGCAAAGAAGAACUUUGAGGAGGCGGCCAAGGCCUACAAGUUUGCGCUCAGGCUGGAACCGACUUCGGCACAAAUACAGCGUGAUCUAGCUGCCCUCCAGAUCCAAAUGAGAGACUACCAGGGCUUCGUCCAGACCCGAAAUGCCAUGCUGCAGGCCCGCCCGCAGAUGCGACAGAGCUGGACGGCCCUCGCCCUUGCCCACCACCUGGCCGGCAAUCUGACCGAGGCAGAAAAUGUCAUCACGACCUUCGAGGACACACUCAAGACGAAACCCUCCCGCUACGAUAUGGAGCACUCCGAGGCCGUCAUGUACAAAAACUCCAUCAUUGCGGAGCAAGGCGACUACAAGCGUGCGCUCGAGCAUCUCGAGGCUGAUGCCAACCAAAAUCUCGACCGACUCGCCUUUCUCGAGAACCGCGCCGAAUACCUGCUGAAGCUUGAUCGCAAAGAGGAAGCCGUCAAGGCCUACCGAGCUCUUAUUGAUCGCAACUGCGAGCACGCGACAUACUAUACGAAGCUCGCCGAAGCGUUGAACAUCGCAGAAAAUGAUUGGAAAGCCAGAAAGGCGGUUUAUGACGAAUAUGCCGCCAAGUAUCCGCGCUCUGAUGCUGGUCGCCGAAUUCCCCUAGACUUUCUCAGCGGUGAUGAGUUCCGCCAGGCCGCCAGCGACUAUGUUACUCUGAUGCUGAACAAGGGUGUGCCCUCGACCUUUGCCAACCUGAAGCACCUCUACUCGGACAAGUCGAAAAAGGAUACCCUCUUGAAGCUUGUCGAACAGUACCUUGUCUCCCAGGAAUCCGACUCGGCUAGCAAGGACAAGGGCGAGGCUGCCGCUCUAUUUUACCUGGCCCAGCACCACAACUAUCACAUGAGCCGCGAUCUGGCCAAGGCCAUGGAGUACAUUGAAAAGGCCAUCGAAAAGGACAGCAAGAGCGUAGACUACCAUAUGACCAAGGCCAGAAUUCUGAAACACAGCGGCAACCUACAGAAGGCCUCGGAGAUGAUGGACUAUGCCAGAAGUCUAGACUUGAAGGAUCGCUACAUCAACAGCAAAGCCGCCAAGUACCAGCUUCGCAACAAUCAGAACGAAAAGGCUCUCAAGACUGUCGGUCUGUUUACGCGCGCUGACACUGUCGGUGGGCCUCUCGCCGACUUGCUAGACAUGCAAUGCAUGUGGUUCCUGACGGAGGACGGCCGCGCCUAUGCAAGACAGGGCAACACUGGACUCGCACUCAAGCGUUUCCAUCAGAUUGCCAACAUUUUUGACGUUUGGCAAGAGGACCAGUUUGACUUUCACGGCUUCUCUCUGCGCAAGGGUCUGAUUCGUGCGUAUAUUGACAUGGUGCGCUGGGAGGAUCAUGUCUUUGACCAUCCCUUUUACACCCGUGCCGCCCUCGAUGCCAUUGGCAUCUACCUAAACAUGGCUGACAGGGCUGCCGCUGUUGCUGCCAAUGGGAACGGCGAGGCUGACUCUGAGGAGCUGCUAGCCCAGAAAAAGGCGCUCAAGAAAGCCAAAAAGGAACAGCAGCGCAUGGAGCGCGAGGCGGCCGAGAAGCAGGCCAAGCAAGACCCAAACAAGGCUGUUGGCCCCGAAGGUGAAGCUAAGAAGACGGAUGAGGACCCUCUGGGCCUGACGCUGGCAGCCACCGCUGACCCUCUUGGUGCGGCCAUGAAGCUUCUCUCCCCGAUGCUGGAGGCGAGCCCCAAGAGCAUCGAAGUGCAGCUGGCUGGUUUUGAAGUGUUUAUUCGCAGAGAAAAAUACGCACUGGCCCUUCGCUGCCUGAAUGCUGCCAUUGCCCUUGACGGUAGUAACCCCAAGCUGCACGCCCAGAUUGUCACCUUUGCCAAGACGCUCAAGACGGCUUCGGGUCUGCCACCCAAGGUUGUUGAGGUCCUCAAGGCCGAAUUCAAGGCCGUGGAUCUCGCCACGGACCUGGCCAAGUACACUGCCGACUAUGAGGCGAAGCAUAAGGACAGCAUCCGCCACAUCCUGUCAUCCGUGGCCGCGCAACGCGCCUUAGACGGCAACAAGGGCACCAGCGAUAAGCAGCUCACGGCUGCCCUGAACCUGCCCAGUACCACCUUCACCGACGCGAUCGAGGUGCUGGGCUCUUUGAGGAGCUGGAAGAGUGCCGAGGCGGAGGCCUUUCAGAAGGCGGCCCACGCCAAGUUUCCAGAGGCUACCAGGCUCGCCUGA